Molecule: messenger RNA, 1049 nt
Organism: Solanum tuberosum (potato)
Lineage: Eukaryota; Viridiplantae; Streptophyta; Magnoliopsida; Solanales; Solanaceae
Product: glycine-rich cell wall structural protein 1.8-like
Exons: 1
Coding region: 22-795 (257 amino acids)
Source: RefSeq, a predicted model, not a curated record
AUAUAUUUAAUUGUUAUUCCAAUGGCGAAGAGUAGUAGAUUUUUUAACAUAUUUUUCUUUAUUUUGUUGAGUAUAGGAAUAUGCUCAGCUGCAAGAACCCUUAUUGGUCUUGAUGUUGGUGUUGGCGUCUAUGCCGGUGGCGGUGGAGGUGGAGCUGUAGCUGGUGAACAUGGUGGUUAUGCCGGUGGAAGUGGUAGCGGUGAAGGUGGUGGAGGUAGUGGUGAUGGCGGCGGUGGAGCUGCUGCUGGUGGAGCACAUGCUGGUGGAUCUGGUUCAGGUGAAGGAGGUGGAAGUGGUGGUGGAUACGGUGCUGGUGGGGCGCCAAGCGGUGGAGGUGGCCAUGGAGGUGGUUCAGCAUCAGGAGGAGCUAGUGGAGCAUCAGGUGGUGGAUACGGAGGUGGUGAAGGUGCCGGUGGUGGUGCAGGCGGAGCUCAUGGAGCUGCAGGAGGAUAUGGUGGUGGUGGCGGCAGUGGAGGUGGAGCCGGUGGUGGUGGAGCACAUGGUUCAGGUGAAGGAGCAGGAAGUGGUGGCGGAUAUGGUGCUGGUGGAGCACAAAGCGGUGGAUAUGGUGGUGGAGGUGGUUCAGCAUCAGGAGGAGCUGGUGGAGCAUCAGGCGGUGGAUACGGAGGUGGUGAAGGUGCUGGUGGUGGUGCAGGAGGAUACGGUGGCGGUGGUGGAGGUGGAGCCGGUGGUGGAGGAGCCUAUGCCGGUGGUGAAGGGGGUGGACAUGCAGGUGGAUAUGGUAGUGGUGAAGGGGGUGGAUCCGGACAUGGUGGUGGUGGCUAUGCCCCUUGAUAACUUUUUCUCUUCACAAUUUGCAAACACUAUAUGAUUUCCUAUUCUUAUCUACAAUACUAUUAAAAAAUAACAUGAUCAAAUUGUGAUAAGAGGUCUAUUGCUUGAAAGCAAAUUAAAAUUGUUGCAGCAAGAGAAAUGCUCUUAAGCUAUAUGUGUACAUUUGUUUUUUAUAUUCUAAUGUAAGAAAGAUGUCUAAACAAUGAUGUCUUGCACAAUAUAUUUGGUGCAUUUAAUGUAAGAAAAUGGCUUGG